AUGCCAGAAUCCACCUGCGGCUGGAGGACAAGCCGGACGAGAGGGCCGAAUUCCGGGCCCAGCGGCUCGAUUUCGCGGCGCUCAUGCGGCCAGUGGACCCGGACCGCGCCGAGGAGGUCUGGUUCGGAGGCGAGCGGCUGGAGCCGACGCCCAUGCAGUGCACCUUGGAGAUCAGGAGCAGCGACCUCACCGCGAGCGCCUUCGCCCGGCGGGCGCCCGAGGCCCCGCCGGCCGAGCCGAGGCGGCGGGAGGAGAAGCAGGUGCCCUCGCUCCCGCCGCCCGAGGCCGAGGGGCAGAGGACCUCGCAGAGAGGCGCGUCUCGGGGUGCCCCGAGGGCCCCAGUGGAGGAUCCCAGACCUGCUCCUGAACAUCGUGUUCCCGAUGUUCAAUGCUGUGGGCAUCGUUUCGAUUGUCGAAGGACUUCCGCAGUGGCCAGAAGACGACUCCAUACUGGAGGCGUCCUCUGCCCAGCCGGCCACCACCGCGUGGCGCUUCGGCGCGCCCCGCGGGGCGCUGCUGUCGCUGCCGAGAGGCCCGCGCGGCCUUGCGCC
This is a messenger RNA of Prorocentrum cordatum, 551 nucleotides long. The record is from the annotation of a GenBank genome assembly. NCBI's taxonomy places the organism in Eukaryota, Dinophyceae, Prorocentrales, Prorocentraceae.